CAUCCAGGCGCUCACCGUUUCGGCGUUCCCGCGAAACGCCAAUUCACAAGCGCCAGUAGUUUGUCUCGCGCGAAAGAAGAGAGAAUCGUGCCCUUGUUUCCGUCUUCUGUCAAGUUUUCUAUAAUCGUCUACGUGCGUAAGACCGUGAAUGCAUUCUUUGAUACGGAAGUCCGAUGUGAAAAUCGCAAUCGAAGGCAACGUGGAUCGAGAGGAGAAACACAUGUGCGUGACGCGCAGCUGCGUGGCUUCGGCGGGCUUUUGCACCUUCCGUUUGCCGCGCACGACCCUUUGAGCCCGAUGCGCCUCGUCCUAACAUCAGGACACGUAUCUAUUAACCCAAUCGACGUCGAUUACUGUAUUCCGAGGGGUAAUUUUGGCCGUAUGAGCUGAUCGAGCGUGGCAUCUCGUCGAAGGGACGCCGAUCGUGGAAUCGCAUUCGGACGGUCAGAGAAAUCGCAGCCUACACGUGGAAAGGGAGGUAUUUAGGAAUCCAGGUAUUACGACAUUGUUACGCGUGAAAUUGUGUUAGAAAAAUCUGGAAAAUCUGCCCCCUCUUUGAGGUUAUGUAGCGCAUAUAGAGGGCGUUACGGGACAUGCAGGGGUUGGUCAUCAUUUCGCGCGCUGUACUCCCGCGCUUCGAGAUCCACGUCCUCAAUUUUUACCGGAAUAUCGUUAAUUCGCGGCUCGCUCGUACCGCAGAAUAGCUUGUAAAAGAGACGAAUAAAUUUUCCGAUCGUCGAAAUCGUCGCCGAAUGAAAAUUGUGAGACGAUAUAUCGAAUCAAAGGCGGCACAAGAGGAUGUGCAUUAUGGCGAUCGGGUGCGUGUAGGCUUCGCGCGCUCCUCCGUUUUUCAUCAUUUUCCCAGCGAAAUUGUCGCACCUAGAUCGAGGAAAUUGGACGAAAGCUUCAUCAGAGAAUCUCCGCUAUCACGGACACUUGGAAGGAAAUUCUGACGGCAAAUAUUUUUCCUACAGGUCGAUAAUCACGCGACAAGAUGCCACAGACUAGUUUGCAGGAGAAAAAGUCGUUGCAAACUUACUUGCAAGGAGGCAAGGCACAGUCUUUAAAACGUAAGAGACGUACAACAGAACUUUCAGAGGAUUCGGAAAACAUAUAUCCACCUGCUAAAGUAGCAGCAUUGUCUCAUGUCUCGUAUACGGAAUCUUGUCAUAGUACACAUUCAGUAGAUACUGCAUGCACUCCUCAACAUCAGACAUCCCCAUUGAAAGAACAGCAAGAACCAGCUACAUGGUCGGAAUUAAGAACUUCAACUUGUUUUUUAACACCAUCAGCCUCUAAUAGCACAUCUAUUAGACCUAGUCCAUUACCAUCUCUUCCAUGGGCCGAUGGCACCCUAGUAUGGUCUCUUAUGUGCCUUGGGGAUGAGAAAACUUUAAUUCAGAGAGAUCCAGAAAUGUUCCAAAGACAUCCAACAUUGCAGCCACAGAUGAGAGCAAUUCUAUUGGAUUGGUUAAUUGAAGUUUGCGAAGUGUAUAAACUACAUAGGGAAACUUAUUACCUUGCCAUGGACUAUAUAGAUAGAUAUCUGUCUAUUCAUCGCGAUUUACCCAAGAAUCAAUUGCAACUCAUAGGAAUAACUUGUCUUUUUAUUGCAUCUAAGGUUGAAGAAAUAUAUCCACCCAAAAUCGCGGAAUUUGCAUACGUUACGGAUGGAGCCUGUACAGAGGAAGAAAUUUUAGGAAAAGAGUUAGUCAUCUUAAAAGGACUUGGGUGGAAUUUGUCUCCGAUAACUGCUCCAGGUUGGCUCAAUAUUUACAUGCAAAUUGAGUCAGGCGACUCGUCCAAACCAAACACUUUUAUAUACCCACAAUACGGUGGACUGCAAUAUUCUCAAGCGGCUCAAUUAUUAGAUUUGGCAACUUUGGAUGAAGGUUGUUUAAAGUUUCCAUACAGUCACAUAGCCGCAGCAGCAAUUUAUCAUACUCAAGGAAGAGAGUGCGCAAUAAGAGUAUCCCGGCUUUCAUGGGAACAGCUUGCUCCCUGUGUCAAAUGGCUCACAGCAUUUGCCACUACUGUCGCAGAAGAGGAAUCCCAGUCUCUUUUAAGGUCUACAAUCACAUCUAUAGAAUCACACUCUGGAUCUGGAUUGAAGGCCACUGUACCUAAUAUUGUUAUGGACGAAUCGCAUCGUAUACAGACUCAUGUAGUUGAUUUGAAUAUGUUAGAAAGAGCCCAGCAACGAUUGGUUGGAGGAGUUCUGAAUGGUUAUGCGAACGAUUCAGACACGAAUAUUGAAUCUGGUAGACAAAGCCCGAACGAGAGUGGCCUUUUAACUCCACCAUCUAGUAAUCAAAAAAAUUCUCCAUUGUCAUCGUGUCCUACACCACAGUUACAUCCUUACACAUAACCAAGUAAUUGCAAGCAUUUUUUCUACUACAUAUGGUAAAUUGUUGUUUACUAUAUUCGGUCGUCAAUUACUCAGCAGUUACAAUGAUUUAUAUAGGAUUAUAUUUAUAUUUUUUAAUAGUGUAUUUUGGAAAAAGCAAUGCCACAUGCAAAUAUGAGAAAAUGCUGAUUGGGCGUUGUGAUAUAUUUUUGUAUAUAACAUGUUUUCUAAUCGCAUUCAUCGUUACAAUUGAAUGAUUGGAUUUUAGUAAUAAGAUUCAGUAAAAGACAUCAAACAUUUUUUAAAUGUGCACCACACAGCACACUCAGUUUAACAUCACUUAAUAUAUCAAAUUAAAAAAGUGGCUUUGUAUUUAUAAAAGUUCUUCAAAAAACAUUUAUGGACUUAAAAUAGGAGCCAUAUACAUGGCUAUUUUCUGUGAUUAUAUCCAUGCACUGAAAUUUCACAUUUUAUAUUAACAGUAGGAUUAACUUAUGUUUAUUAUUUUACAAAUAUAAGUUUAAGAAGAGAGAGAAAUGUUUGUGCCUGGAAGAAGUGCCCUUAAAUAAAUAUUUCUACCUGAUUUUAAGAGAGAAAGAGAGAGUGCAUUGUGAAUAGUAUUCUUUUAUACGACAUGCUUUAUUGUAAUGCAAUGUAUUACGGCAGCGCUUUAUUGUGUCGGAUGCAUGUAUUUUUAUGUAUAUGUAUAUUAUGGAGAAUCUAUUAUAAAAAAUCUUUAUUCUUCUCUCUUAAAUUGGAGUGAAGAGAGAUGAGCGAGAGAUGAGCGAAAGGAUCGAGCGUAAUGAUAAAACGAAAAAAAAAGACUAAUAAUCCUUAAUGAGUAAGCAUUAAAAUUUUGUGGUGAAUUUUGCACUGCCCGGCAUGUAAUAAUAACGCGGCAGUUUAUACAUAUUUGUAGAGUUUGACAAUAAAUAAAUUUGCAAAUUUAUGGCAAUGUAAA
Cataglyphis hispanica is the source of this 3308-nucleotide messenger RNA. RefSeq names its product G1/S-specific cyclin-E1 (gene CycE). Bases 995 to 2368 code for a protein of 457 amino acids. The transcript has 3 exons. NCBI's taxonomy places the organism in Eukaryota, Metazoa, Arthropoda, Insecta, Hymenoptera, Formicidae. Gene Ontology annotation, biological process: regulation of cyclin-dependent protein serine/threonine kinase activity; G1/S transition of mitotic cell cycle. The record is from RefSeq and is a predicted model, not a curated record. Gene Ontology annotation, cellular component: centrosome; nucleus; cytoplasm. Gene Ontology annotation, molecular function: cyclin-dependent protein serine/threonine kinase regulator activity.